AUGCAUACACCGACGCUACUAGUUUCCUCCGCGGCUGUGCUCUCAACUUUCGCCGCCGCAGUGCCCCAACGGCCUAAAUUUUAUUUCCCCAGACAGAUCAAGAGACAAUAUGAGAACGGGACGAUACCGUCUGUAUCGCAAAAGACGAGCCAAGAUAUCGUCAUCACCUCGUCUUCCUCCAUGUCAAGACCGUCGAUGUCCGAUGUCCUGCCUACGAUCACGCAAGAUCCUAGUAUUUACGACCCGAAAGUACCCUCGACUACCGUCGAUCCCAAGACCCCAAAGUCGGAGAAGAAGUCAACCCAACCACCAGUUUAUAUGCCGGAACCCACCACAAGCCAGGGAUUCGUGGGCUUCGUUACCACAUCGACGGAGCCUGAAGUGUCGCUCACGGAGAGCCUUCCGAAGACGACUUUUCAACCUACUCAGAGCCCACCACGGAAGCCGGCAUCUUCUUCUAAGGGUACUUCUUCAGAUUCUCGGCCGACUUACGGUCCGCCGCCGCCCCCGCCGCCCCCGCCUCCGGAGACUGCUGUUCGCCCAUCGCGAGAGCCUGCUGUCUCAUCAACCGAGCCUCUUCCGGAGAGACCUACUUACGGCCCGCAGGAGCCGCCGGUUUCGGACAAGGGCAACCUUCCUCCCACUAUCGUUCAACCUACUCCCAGCAAAUCAAAGGGGCCGCCGGCACCUACGGGGAAAUUUCCGCCGAAGAUCGUGCAGCCUACUCCCAGUCCACCACAACAACCGGCCGCUUCGUCUACGUCCGCGGGGGGAAUAACUUUUGGGCCAGGAGGAAUCUUGACAUAUGAGAAUCCCCCCGCUACAAGCUCUCUUCCUAAAGAAGCUUUGAGCAGCCAAAGCCUUGAUGGUGGGGCUUCGUUCCCUGGGCCUGGACCGGCCACGAGCGAAGGCUAUGUUCCAAUUGCAACUCUCACAGGGACUAGGCCAGUUGUCACAAGUGAGGGCUCCAGUCCAUCUGUUACACCCGAGGGCUAUAUUCCUGCGCCAACCACCACACCUGGUAUCCGCCCUCCCGUGGGAAGUGCGAUCUCAGGGCCUAACGGCAAGCCUGAGUCCUACGCCCCAUCAAGCACCCUUGGUACAGGAGCCAACUCAGGGUAUCCCGUUAAAUCGAACAAGGAAGAGCCUUCCGCACCAGCCAAUGGGAAUGUGAAUUAUCCCCCUGGCGCUUCUACAACACGGCCUGAUGUCGAGAAGCCCACAUAUCCUCCUGGCGUCCCACCAGGCACAUCUCCCGAAUCCUCUGGUCUAGGGAGCAUUCUCUCAAGUAUGUUGGGCCCUGCUACAAGCGCUCCUGGACCCGCACCCCCGGGCCCCAGUUACCCAGCUGGAACUCCCCCAGCCUCUUUACCCGGACCUCCUAAAACGACUCGGCCGACCAACGAUGUGGAAUCUAACGGCGUACCUGCAAGUCAUGUCACACCGGGUGCUGCUGGAUACCCGACCAUCAAUCCUACAAUUAUGGCAUCAGACAGUACAGUGAUCGCGCCUCCUACGAACACUCGUCCCGCAAGCGAAUCUAAGCUCCCCAGUGGAUAUGUACCCGGCCCCGGUCUGUCUACAGAAUACGGCACUCAUCCUACAGAGGUACCGAAUGGAUCGUCCGGCAUCGCGUCCGCCUCGAAACCCCCCACCGAGUAUCCGGUCGGGCCAAACACCGUGGUCCCACCGACUCUAUCGCCCUCUCGGACAAGUGCUGGACCAGAUGAGACUCCCUUCCCUAUUUACGUCCCAUCCGCUCCGCCAACCUCAAUUCCAAAUUCUGCGCCAUCUCCUUCAGUUCCUCCAACGAGUGUACUUGGUCCAUCGCCAUCAGCUCCGGAAACGAUCCUCCCAACAACGACCAACCCCGGGUCGACCAUGUGGCUCCCCUCUACAAUCAUUGCACAAUACUCGGCGAGCGUGCCCGCUGGACACAGUCUUCCACCGCAGCCAACUGGAAUCAGCAGUGCUUUGCCCAGAGUCAUUUCCAAUCCCAAUGCUACCAAGCAGCCUGAAGAUACCACUUUGAUCCAACUCGGCUUCUUGUACCCCUUGAACUACCAAUUUGUCGUGGAAAACCCCAUGUCAUCUGUCCAGAUCUUUGAAUAUCUGCCCAUUGGCAUUGCCAGUGGCCUGGGAUUGAGGAAGGAGCAAAUCAUGAUGCAUUCCCUGGUUCCGUUGGACACCACUGCUCGCAUGAACUAUAUCACCACCUUGGCAUUGGCAUACAUUCCCACCAACAUGGUCAACACACUUGCCUUGGAUCUGCACCUACCAACAUCUCCCCUUUACAAUAACCCGGAUCCCAGUAUCAACACUCUGAUGAACUACAUCAACCCGGCCAUUCCUUUGACUCCUGGCUCCACUAUGGAUGCUGGUGGGUCAUCGGGCAUGGGUAGCGGUGAUUCGCCUGGAUCUGGUGACGACUCCGACAAAGACAACGAUGAAAACGACGUGUUCGGCGACACCAAUCAGCAAAAUCAAACUGCUGGAAGGACUGGGGCAACAGCUGGCAUUGCCAUGGCUGCCAUCGGAUGCUCCGCAGCGUACGGAGCAGCCAUGUUCUUGGUUGCACGGAGAUAUAAGAGACGCAAGCAAAAUCACCGCAGAUCAAGCUCUAUGGCCGCUGGUGAGAUGAGCCAGUCUGGCAGCCCAGCACUCAUGGGAGGCGCGUAUAUGUCAGGUGGACGAAAUACUCCUGGGAUCAAUGGUCGUGACAGAAACAGUAGGGGCAGUGGACGGACUGGUGCCUCUGCACGGACCCAACAGAUCUCGGCCCCCAUGAUGGCCGAGAACUCCCUCGGCUGGAACUGA
Molecule: messenger RNA, 2817 nt
Organism: Drepanopeziza brunnea f. sp. 'multigermtubi' MB_m1
Lineage: Eukaryota; Fungi; Ascomycota; Leotiomycetes; Helotiales; Drepanopezizaceae
Source: RefSeq, a predicted model, not a curated record